This is a messenger RNA of Aegilops tauschii subsp. strangulata, 3817 nucleotides long. NCBI's taxonomy places the organism in Eukaryota, Viridiplantae, Streptophyta, Magnoliopsida, Poales, Poaceae. The record is from RefSeq and is a predicted model, not a curated record.
CCAAAUUAACCCAUACACACAUAUGCUUGGUUUCUCUCUUGUUCGCCUCUGUCCUCCGGCGGUUGUAGCUCUUGUGUCUCGGCCCGGAAAGGAGGAUCUAGAGUAUCAGUAUAUACAGAAGAAGAAGGAAUCCUCAGUGAAUAGUACUGAAGAUCUGACUUGACCAAGAUACAUUCAUAGCCACCCGGCCAUGAAAGCUGCCAGGUUACUUCUGUGGGUGUUGGCGGCUUGCAGUGCACAUGUCGUCAUCUGCAACACCUCCAUCUCGUACGGAAACGAGAUGGAUCGGUUAUCGCUGCUUGCAUUCAAGGAUGCAAUCAGUCUCGAUCCACAACAAACCUUCAUGUCCUGGAACCAUAGCACUCACUUCUGCAAUUGGGAAGGUGUCCUAUGCAGGGUCAAGGCUCCACAUCGUGUCACUUCUCUAAACCUGACAAGUCGAGGUUUGGUAGGGCACAUCUCUCCUUCACUUGGAAACCUAACAUUCAUGCGGUCUUUGGCCCUCACAGGGAACACACUCGCCGGGGAGAUCCCACCCUUGCUUGGUCACCUGCAUCGCCUCCAAACCCUCCUCUUGAAUAGUAACACGCUACAAGGAAGGGUGCCAACUUUCGCUAACUGCUCAAAGCUCAAGGUGAUGGAUGUUUCGAAAAACAAUCUAGUAGGCCAUCUCCAUGCCAACUUGCCUCUUCACUUGCAAGUGUUGCACGUUUGGUCUAAUAACCUUACUGGCACAAUCCCAGCUACUCUUGCCAAUAUCACAACAUUAACCCAAAUUAACUGCCAAGAUAAUCACAUCAAGGGAAAUAUCCCAAGUGAGUUUGCACAUUUGUCUAGCUUGCAGCACCUGUCUGCCAGUGCUAAUCAGCUGUCAGGAAGAUUUCCACAAGCCAUCUUGAAUCUUUCUACCCUUACCAUCCUCAAACUUGCUGCCAAUGGUCUAAGUGGAGAGGUUCCACCAAAUCUCUUUACCUCUCUUCCCAAUCUCCAGAUACUUUUCUUAGGUGGCAACUUAUUUUUAGGGCACCUUCCUAGUUCAUUCACCAAUGCUUCCAAUAUACAAGCUCUCGAUUUGUCAAGAAACAACUUCACAGGAUUGAUGCCCACCACGAUUGGAAAACUUACCAAACUCUUGAGUUUGAAUCUUGAAAAUAAUGAACUCCAAGCACACAACAGAGAAGAUUGGGAGUUUUUGAAUAGCUUAGGCAACUGCACGGAGCUACAAAUGUUUUCCAUGGGUUAUAAUCAUCUAUCAGGGCAUGUACCGAGUUCAUUAGGUAACCUUUCAAGUCAACUCCAGGAAUUAUACUUGACAAACAAUCAACUAUCAGGAGAUUUUCCAUCUGGCAUAGCAAACCUUCACAACCUGAUUUUUGUAGCAUUGGGACGAAAUAACUUUACAGGUGUGGUUCCUAUGUGGAUUGGAACUCUCAAAGCUAUGCAGGUAAUAGGCUUAUUCAAAAACUUCUUUGCGGGGCCCUCCCAUCAUCUUUGUCAAACUUGACUCAAUUGGGAGCUCUCUACCUACGCUCGAACCAGUUCACUGGUCACAUACCAUCAAGCUUUGGAAACUUUCCAAUGCUUCAAAUAUUGGACAUUUCCCGCAAUGAACUCCAUGGCAAGGUUCCAAUGGAGAUCUUUAGAAUCCCAACAAUAGUUGGAAUUGAUUUAUCAUUCAAUAGCCUUGAUGGGCAACUUCCUACCGACAUUGGAAAUGCCAAACAACUCGUGAGAUUGAGAGUUUCAUCAAAUAAACUAUCCGGAGAUAUUCCAAACACUUUGGGUGAUUGUGAAAGCUUAGAAGGCAUUGAGUUAGAUUCAAAUAUUUUCAGCGGAAGCAUUCCCACAUCAUUAGCCAAGAUAAGCAGCCUCAAAGUUUUGAAUUUGUCUACCAAUAACUUAACUGGGUCAAUACCAGCAUCUCUUGGCAACCUGGAACUUCUUGAGGACCUAGAUUUGUCAUUCAACCAUCUUAAUGGAGAGGUUCCAACAAAAGGGAUCUUCAGUAAUGCAACUGCCUUGAGGAUUAACGGAAAUCAAGGGCUUUGUGGCGGGGUAAAGGAGUUACACAUACUAGCUUGUUCUGUUGUGCCUUCAAAUUCAACUAGGCACAAGGAAUCUUUAGUGCUCAAAGUGGUCAUCCCGAUAGCAUGUGUUGUGUCACUUUCUAUAGUCAUAUUUGGUUAUUUGCUAUGCAUAAGAAAACACAAUAGCAAAUCUAUAUCACUGCCAUCAUUUUCUACAAAAUUCCCGAAAGUUUCUUUCAACGACCUAACCAGAGCAACAGAGGGGUUCUCGACACCUAAUUUGAUUGGUAGAGGGAGAUACAGUUCUGUAUACCAAGGAAAACUAGUUGAAGACCAAAAUGAGGUUGCCAUAAAAGUCUUCAACCUAGAGAUAAGAGGAGCACACAAGAGCUUCAUUGCGGAAUGUACUGCAUUGAGAAAUGUGCGGCAUCGCAAUCUUGUCCCUAUUCUAACUGCAUGCUCAAGCAUUGAUUCUAAGGGCAAUGAUUUCAAGGCCCUGGUGUAUGAGCUCAUGCCACGAGGAGACUUGCAUAAACUACUAUACUCAACUCAAGACCGUGAAUGCUCUUCAUAUUUGAACCUCAUUAUGAUGGCUCAAAGGAUAAGGAUUGUGGUGGACGUGGCGGAUGCACUCGAGUAUCUACACCAUAAUAACCAAGAAACAAUGAUUCACUGUGAUCUGAAGCCUAGCAACAUUCUUUUGGAUGACAAUAUGACAGCUCAUGUUGGAGACUUUGGCCUGGCAAGAUUCAAAGUUGGUUCCACAAUGUCAUCUCUUGGUAACUCCAACUCUUCUUCUGUUGCAGUAAUGGGGACGAUUGGAUACGCCGCUCCAGAAUAUGCUGGGGGCGGUCAAGUUUCAACUGCCGCGGAUGUUUACAGCUUUGGUGUUGUUCUCCUCGAGAUAUUUGUUCGAAGAAGGCCAACGGAUGACAUGUUUAAGGAUGGACUCAACAUUGUGAACUUUAUAGAGGCCAGCUUCCCCGGUAGGGUAUUGGAGAUUGUCGACCCCCAACUGCUACAGGAGUUGGAGGAAACUCCAAUGGCCUUGAAGGAAAAAUGUUCAGAAUGUCUUUUGUCUAUGCUAAAGGUUGGCCUUUCUUGCACCAAGCCAUCUCCCGGUGAUCGUAUCAACAUGCAGGAGGUGGCUGCCAAGCUACAUGGAAUCAAUGAUGCUUACCUCAAUGGUAACUGAAAGACAAGUUGUUGUAUAAUUGCUUUUAUCACAUAUCGUCUAUGUAAGAAGUAUUAGCUACCUGAACAAGUUAGUUUUUAUAGUUGGUGUUUGUCACAUAGCGUGUGUGUAACGGGCCCGUAUUUAUAAAUCGACACGUUGUCGGUGUUACUGCAUCAGCUUAUAUGGUGAACAAGGAAAAAUGAAUAGCAUUCCCAGGCAUCAAUUGAAGGAGUUCAGAGUUUAUUUUGUUUCCGUUGUAGUCGCCGUUUUCUGCACUUCAUUAUUUAUAUAUGGUCCAUAGGCCACAGAUCUUUUUUUUUUUGGCCACACUUAUCGCUUCGACUUUGGCACCCAUACUGUGGUGACAAACCACACAUCGUGGAAGCUUUAUCUGUGGCAAAACUACCCUUCAAAUAAGGAUGUCUGACAGGCUGACACUAUCCGAGCAUGGCAACAAAUCUACCUACAGAGCAAAACAGAGGACCAUUUGUCUAUCGAACGAACCUUUGAAAGAAGUCCUUUCCCUGCCACAAGUGCCCCUUCCAAGUUGGCAUUUGUUAAAUUUACCUAUAGAACGGAAUAAAGGAGAUUGAUGUAAAACCACAUCCGGUAA